AUGCGUGAGUGCAUCCCCUUCUCUUCUUCUUCUUCUUCUUCUCGAUUUGAUGUGUGCGUGCGUGCUGUUGUGUGCAGGCCCGACUCAUCUCUGCUUGUGCACAACAAGGAAGUUUUCACCCUCGGAAAGCUAAUGAACGCGAAUGAAGAUUAUGAAGAACUUUCUUCAAUAGCAAGGCAGGGGUCUGGAAGCGCAUGCCGCAGUAUAUACAGUGGGCUUGUGAAAUGGUGUAUGGGAAAAAAUGAUGAUGGAAGUGACAGUAUGGCAGUACAGCUUGUUGACGAAUCGCAUUGGUCUGAUCUUGUUAUAAUCAUAGCAGUGGUCAGUUCAAAGCAGAAGGAAACCAGUGGCACCAGUGGGAUGCGGGACACUGUUGAAACAAGCCCCCUCUUGCAGUACAGGGCCCAGACUGUAGUGCCAGGUCGCAUAUUGAAAAUGGAAGAGGCCAUCAAGAAUCGUGAUUUUGAAUCCUUUGCCAGGUUAACUGGUGCAGAUAGCAACCAGUUUCAUGCUGUAUGUUUGGACACGAGUCCUCCCAUCUUCUACAUGAAUGAUAAGUCACACUGUACUGAAAUCCCAGAGUUGAGAAUCGCUCUUUCAACCAACUGCAGGAUAAUUAACCUUGUCGAGAAGUGGAACCACUCGGAAGGAACCCCACAGGGUUCUAAAAUAAGGUUGGUUAAGCUUUGUUAUGAUAUGCCAGUACAAUAAGUUUUCACUGCACUGGAUAUAACAUAUUUAACUAGCAUCACACAAUGAAGUAAUUUAACUUAAUUUAAAAGAGCAACAAAAUUAUUGCCAUCUUUCUGAAAAAGGUCCAGAAAAUACGAGUUUAAGCUUCCAAUCCUUUGGUUUUUAGGGAACAUAUAGUUCAGUUUGAAGAGUUCAUGAUGAAAACAUAUUCCCGCAGCCACUGCCUCCUCGAUCUACGCUAGCCUGCAGCAGCAAGGUCAGCCCCCACACUGUGCAUUUUUUCUUCAGGUCUUGGCACAGGAAACUGAAAAGGAGAUGCUCCUAAAGUCACCACAU
This is a messenger RNA of Triticum aestivum (bread wheat), 1029 nucleotides long. RefSeq names its product diphosphomevalonate decarboxylase MVD2, peroxisomal-like. The record is from RefSeq and is a predicted model, not a curated record. Bases 1 to 711 code for a protein of 236 amino acids. Gene Ontology annotation, biological process: isopentenyl diphosphate biosynthetic process, mevalonate pathway. Gene Ontology annotation, molecular function: diphosphomevalonate decarboxylase activity. The transcript has 8 exons. NCBI's taxonomy places the organism in Eukaryota, Viridiplantae, Streptophyta, Magnoliopsida, Poales, Poaceae. Gene Ontology annotation, cellular component: cytosol.